Colletotrichum acutatum is the source of this 4107-nucleotide messenger RNA. RefSeq lists its product as uncharacterized. The transcript is spliced from 3 exons. The record is from RefSeq and is a predicted model, not a curated record. Bases 285 to 4016 code for a protein of 1243 amino acids. Lineage: Eukaryota; Fungi; Ascomycota; Sordariomycetes; Glomerellales; Glomerellaceae. Gene Ontology annotation, biological process: mRNA catabolic process. Gene Ontology annotation, molecular function: 3'-5'-RNA exonuclease activity; RNA binding. Gene Ontology annotation, cellular component: P-body.
AGCAGCAACAACAGCAGCAGCAGCCGCCGCAGCAGCCAACCGGCGGCGUCCCAGGCCCAACCGGCCGACGGCUUCACAUUGCGCACAGGAGAAGCCCUUCCGAGCUGACUCCAUUGAUGAGCAUGUUUGCCAACCCGGGUACUGGCUAUUCAGCAGCAGAUUGAGCUUUUGCAGCAACAGCAGCAACAGAUCCAAGCUACGCAGCAACAAUACAUGAACAUGGGAAUGAUGCCCCCACGCAACAGCUCGGCCCAGGCGGUGCUUUCAAUCCCCUGCAGCCCGGCAUGGCUCCCCAGGGCGCCUUCCAGUUUCCCCAGCAGAUUCCGCAGCAGAAUGUCUCCAUGGGCGGUCCUCCGACCCAGCCAAUGUCACAUCGCCGUAAUCAGUCGGCACUCCCCAACAUGGGAAUGGGUCCUCCUCCCGCCCCCUCCUCUGGUGCAUCCGGCACGAACUUCAAUGAUGCCUCCGGCGCCGGUCCCGGCAGGGAAAACUCCGGUGGCCGUGGCGGUCGUGGUGGUGGUGCCGGCGGCGGUGGACACCAGCGACGUCACUCUUUGGCGCUUGCCGACGCGAAGAAGGCGGCAGAAAUCGCACAGCAGAAGCGCACGACAUCCGGCUUCUCCUUCCCCAUGUCCCCCUCCACCGAGGCCAGCGCUGAGGGUGGUGCCUCCGCCCCCGGCCCCGCUCCGACUCAACCCGAGGCUCCGAUUGCUCAGGGCACCAGUGCCGGCCGUGGGCGUGGUGGCCAUGGUCGCAGCCAGAGCAUGGCUGUGAACGGUCGCGGCGGCGCCGCUGGUCGCGGUGGCUUCUCUGGUGAUGCCAGCCAGAAUGACUUUGGUCGCCGCGGAAGCCAGACUGGCGGCGGCGGUCACGCCAGAACCGGCUCUCGCAACUUUGACGGAAACUGGCGCAACCAGGGUGCUAACCAGGGCCAGGAGCAGGGCGGCUUCCAGCCGGGCCACCGCACUCGUGGUUCCGUAAACCAGUCCAUCUCCAACAUCGGCGCAUUCCAAUACCCCGGUCAGCCUCAACUUAUGCAGAUGCCCGGCAACAUGCUCCCCAUGGGUAUGUACCCGGGCCAGCAGCUGAACCCCAUGCAGAUCCAGCAACUGCAGGCCCUUCAGGCUGCCCAGAUGGGCGGCCAGCAAUUCGUUGGCCUUCAGGGCGGCCAGCAUGGUGGCCAGCUUGGCGGAAACCAGCAGCAGCAACAGCAGAGAAAGACCCUCUUCACUCCUUACCUCCCCCAGGCCACUCUUCCGGCUCUUCUCGGCGAUGGACAGCUCGUGUCUGGUAUUCUUCGCGUGAACAAGAAGAACCGCAGCGACGCCUAUGUUUCCACUCAGGACGGCUUGCUCGACGCUGAUAUCUUUAUUUGCGGUAGCAAGGAUCGCAACCGUGCCCUCGAGGGUGACUUGGUUGCCGUUGAGCUUUUGGAUGUUGAUGAAGUUUGGUCCCAGAAGCGCGAGAAGGAAGAGAAGAAGAAGCGCAAGGACAUCACCGACACCCGUUCUGGAUCCACCAACGGACAGAACCAGUCAUCCGGUAACAACGAUGACAACACGCAGCAGGAGGGCGGCAUUCGCCGUCGCGGCAGUCUGCGCCAGCGCCCCACUCAGAAGAAGAACGACGAUGUCGAGGUUGAGGGUCAAAGCCUGCUUCUCGUCGAGGAGGAGGAAAUCAACGAUGAGGCCAAGCCCUUGUACGCAGGUCACAUUGUGGCUGUCGUUGAACGUGUAGCUGGUCAAAUGUUCUCAGGCAACCUCGGUCUGCUCCGUCCCAGCAGCCAGGCUACGAAGGAGAAGCAGGAAGCGGAGAGAGCCGCCAGAGAUGGAGGCAACAACCGCCACCACGACAACCGUUCGCAGGAGAAGCCCAAGAUUGUUUGGUUCAAGCCUACGGACAAGCGCGUCCCGCUCAUUGCCAUUCCGACUGAGCAGGCGCCGCGCGAUUUCGUCGAGAAGCACCAGGAUUACGCUGAUCGCAUCUUCGUUGCCUGCAUUAAGCGUUGGCCGAUCACCUCUCUGCAUCCCUUCGGCACCCUUGUCGAGCAGUUGGGCCGCAUGGGCGACCUUAAGGUGGAGACCGACGCUCUGCUGCGCGACAACAACUUUUCUUCCGAUGAGUUCUCCGAGGCUGUGCUGCGCAGCGUUGGUCUUCAGGACUGGUCUCUCGCCAAGGAAGAGGAGGCUGCCCUGGCUGCUCGCCGGGACUUCCGUGAUGAGAAGGUUGUUACGCUCGACCUCAACGGUUCUCCCGAGCUUGCCAAUGCCAUCCACAUCAAGACUCAACCCGAUGGCAAGAUUGACAUUGGUAUUCACAUUCCUGAUGUCACUCACUUCGUCAAGCCCAACUCGCUUGUCGACCGCGAAGCCAAGAAGCGCGGCACCGCCGUUCACUUGGUUAACCGCACUUGUGCGCUCCUUCCUCCCAAGAUUGGUGGAGAGGUAUGCUCUUUGGCUCCUGGCGAAGAGCGUCUGGCUGUCAGUGUUCUCUUCCGUGUCAACCCCCACAACGGCUCUGUUGCCGAGGGAGACACUUGGAUCGGUAAGAGUAUCAUCAAGAGCACUGCCAAGAUCACUAUUGAGGAGAUUGACUCGGCUCUGAACGGCCAGGCCGACUGGAAGCACGAGUCUCUUCAGCUGAAGGAUGUCCAGAUUCUUAACGCUGUCGCUCAAAAGUUCACCGAGGCCCGUCUUGGUGCUGGCGGUGAGCCUAUUGCGCCCCUGAGGCUCCUGCAGCAACUCGAUGAUGAGAACAUUCCCAUCAAGCACAACAUCUUCGAUUCUACCCCUGCCACUGAGCUCGUCGAGGAGCUUAUGCACAAGGCCAACACUUACGUUGCCCAGCGUCUCGCCCAGGCUCUGCCUGAGAAGGCUCUUCUGCGCCGACAAGGUCCCCCCAAUGCUCGUCGUCUUCAGACCUUUGCCGAUCGCAUGAACGCCCUCGGCUACGAGGUUGAGACUUCCGGCAGCGGCAGCAUGCACAAUAGCCUUUUCAAGGUUGACGACGCUGAUAUCCGCAAGGGAAUGGAGACGCUUGUCCUCAAGUCUAUGCAACGUGCCAAGUACUUCAUUGCCGGCAAGACUGCUAAGCAGCUGUGGCCCCACUAUGCCCUUAACUUGCCUCUCUACACUCAUUUCACUAGUCCCACCCGGCGCUACGCCGACAUCAUCGUCCACCGACAACUCGAGUCUAUUCUCUCUGAGGGCAAGAUCGAGUACACGGAGGAAUUGGAGAGCCUUGUCAAGACCAUUGAGUCUUGCAACACCAAGAAGGACUCCGCACAGAAUGCUCAAGAGCAGAGCAUUCACAUUGAGUCCUGCCGUGAGAUGGACAAGAAGCGCCAGCAAGUCAAUGGCGAUCUCAUCACGGAGGGCAUCGUCCUCUGCGUGUACGAGUCGGCCUUUGACGUUCUCAUUCCCGAAUGGGGCUUUGAGAAGCGGGUGCACUGCGAUCAGUUGCCCCUCAAGAAGGCCGAAUUCAGAAAGGAGAAGAGAGUCCUCGAGCUCUACUGGGAGAAGGGCGUGCCAAGCUCCGCCUACGUACCGGAGGACGAGCGCCCCAAGGCUGCUGCGUCUGUAAGAAACGCCAACGCGGCUGCUGCUGCUCGUCAAGCGGAAGCUGCCGAGCGUGCCAAGAAGGAGAGAGAGGAGGCUGCGCGCAAGCAGACCGAGACGGGCACCAUCUCCACUGAUGACGUCGAUGCCCUCUUUGACGACGAUGAUGACAAUGCGUCGGACAUUACUGAGGCCAUGGCUGGAGCUUCGUUGGCCGAAAGACCCACACAGAGCGUUCCCGGCUCCCCGACCCGCUCCGAUGCCAAGCCUCUGCAACGCACCAGGUCCGACUCCAAGGUUCCUGCGCCCGAGGCCCCCGAGGCCCGCCUGUCGAACAAGGAGAAGUACCUCAAGCUUUUCAAGCUGCGUGAGGAGGGAGGAGAGUACAUUCAGGACGUCACGGAGAUGAGCAGGGUUCCUGUGAUUCUCAAGACGGAUCUGUCCAAGAGCCCACCGUAAGUUUCCCACCAUCUAUCAAAGCCUGGGGACAUGUGCUAAUUCAAAGUAGUUGCUUGACCAUUCGGUCUUUGAACCCCUAUGCUCUGUAAAA